AUGGACCCUGAGGCCCUGCUCUGCUUCCCCCUAGGGGUCCUGCCCAGACCCUCCAUCUCCACUGAGCCAGAUGCUGUGAUCCCACUGUUACUGCCUGUGACCCUAGUGUGCCAGGGCCCAGCUAGCAUUGAGAAAUUCCAUCUGGAGAGGGAGGGUAGAACAAAUGGGUUCAGAGAUGCUAAACUUCAGUCUCAGUUUGACGUUUCUGAAACAGAGGCCAGAUUCCCCAUCGACUCACUAACUGAAGAUAAUGCUGGGAAUUAUCACUGUGUCUAUCUGGAUGCAGAGUUCUGUAUCUGGUCUGAGCCCAGUGACUACCUGAAGCUGGUGUUGUAUGUGACAGGUGCUCAGACUGUGACCAUGGCAGCUACUGCUCCAGGAAGUAAUGGCAUUUGGAUCACACAGGAAGAUAAUCACUGUCUUACUAGUUGGUCAGAGCCCAGUGACCCCUUGGAGCUGGUGGUGACAGGAACCUACAAUGGACCCUCCCUCUCAGCCCUGCCUGAUCCCAUGGUGACUCUAGGAGAGAAUGUGAGCUUGCAGUGUGACUCAUGGCUGACAUUUGACUAAUUUGCUCUGUGUCAGGAAGGAGGAAAUUGCUGUUACCAAUUCCUGAACCCACAGUUUCACAUGCAAAAUGACUUCUCCUGCAAUCUCCUGGAGCUCCUGAUCUUAGGUGAGAAAUUUACAGCAUUGCCCAGAACUCCUAAGUCUCCAGAAAAGAUAGGAGACUUGUGUCAGGUACAGCUCCAGUCUGAGAUCUCUCAGGCCAAAUUCCCUCUGAUCCCUGUGAAUGGCUCCCAUGGUGGCCAGUACAUAUACUACUGUGAAUACAACCUCUCCCGGUGGUCAUCCCCCAGUGACCCCCUGGGCAUGCAGAUCUCAGUAGAGCUCCCUCACAGAUCAUCCUUCUCAGUGCAGUUUGGCCCCUUGGUGGCCUCUGGAGAGAACGUGACCCUCCCGUGUCAGUCAUGGAACCCAGUGGAUGCUUUCCUUUUGCCCAAGCAAGAGGCAGCUGGUCCCUCCCUGCUUCUAAGAUCAAAAUACCAAUCACAGGUCUACCAGGGCAAGUUAUCCAUGAGUCGUGUGACCUCAUCCCACUGGGGGAUGUACAGAUGCUAUGGCUCACACAGCACCUUCUCCUACCUGCUGUCACACCCCAGUGACAUCCUGAAGCUGGUGGUCUCAGAAGCAGCUGAGACCACCAGCCCAUCACUCAAGUCAGACACCAAGACUGGUGACUGGGGAUAUGCUCUCAGCUUUGCAGCUGGACACAGAGGGUCAGGUCCUGUCAAAUGGAAGUGGGUGCUCAGGGUGGACUUCCAUGGUUCCUGGGUGACUUUGAUCUGCCCUGAACUCUGUGGCCUUUUUUCCACCACCCUCAGCCUCAGAGGCCCAGACUACACAGUGGAGAAUUUCAUCCAUAUGGGUAUGACUGGCUUGAUCUUGGUGGACCUGGGGCUUCUGUUAUUUAAGGCUUGUCACAGUCAGAGACACCCUAAAGAUGUAGCCAGGAGAUAA
Messenger RNA from Carlito syrichta (Philippine tarsier), 1521 nucleotides. RefSeq names its product leukocyte immunoglobulin-like receptor subfamily A member 2. The record is from RefSeq and is a predicted model, not a curated record. Lineage: Eukaryota; Metazoa; Chordata; Mammalia; Primates; Tarsiidae.